AUGUUGACGUGCGCUCUGUUGUGCCAGCAUACGCACCGUUGUGCACGUUCUGCUGCUUAACUUGCCUAAGGGAUUCGUCUUCUCCUUCACAAGGGGAAUUCACAACACUUGAGGGGGGUUAACAUGGACGAGCCACUGCCCAUGUAACCGUCUGCCAUCCUGCACUAUACUGCCUGCUUGGCGUGCCCCGCGUGCCUGACUGUCCAUCCGCUGGUGCCGAGCUGUCCCAAGUGAACCUUAGUCACGCCCGGCUUCUCCACACACCUCCCAUGCCCGCACGCAUGCCGAGCCGCGCCAAAGCGCAGGCCGCCGUGCCAAUGCACGUACCACCAUGCCCACGCUCAUGCCAGAAUGCACACUGCUGUGCCAGUGCACGCACUCCGCCUGCGAGAUUCAGGGCCGUGUCCUGUGGACCUCGCUCCGCUUUGUGGUGCCACCCCACCGAGUUGUGCUUGCUGGCGCACGAGCCGGUGCUGCUUGCGCGCAUCACGUCGUGCUGUCAUACUCCGAGUUGUGCUUGCUUGAACACACUCCGCCUGCGAGUUGUGCUUGGCGCACCGAGUUGUGCUUGCUUGAACAGUGCCGCCGCGCGCCUCCGUGCAUGCCGAGCUCGUCCGUGUAUGCCGCGCCAAGCCGUGUGUGUUGGCCAUGACAAUGACGAGUGA
Messenger RNA from Spirodela intermedia, 665 nucleotides. The record is from the annotation of a GenBank genome assembly. Lineage: Eukaryota; Viridiplantae; Streptophyta; Magnoliopsida; Alismatales; Araceae.